AUGGCCGACGACGCGACGCUCGGCUUCGACACGCUCUGCCUCCACGGCGCCUACAAGCCCGACACGUCGGUGACCUACGGCCUGGGCCAGGGCGCGCCCCGCGGCGUGCCGCUGCACCGCACGACGCCCUACCAGUUCGUCGACACGCAGCACGCCGCGGAUUUGUUCGCGCUCGCGAAGCUCGGCAACAUCUACACGCGCCUCAUGAACCCGACGACGCACGUGCUCGAGAGCCGCUACGCCAUGCUCGAGGGCGGCCACCCGCUCAGCGGCCUCUGCGUCGCGUCGGGCACGAACGCCGUCUUCUACUCGCUCAUCAACCUCGCGCGCCAGGGCGACAACAUCGUCAGCAGCCGCGCGCUCUACGGCGGCACGUACACGCAGUUCGAGGAGAUCCUGCCCCAGUUCGGCAUCGAGGUCCGCUUCGUCGACGCCGAGGACCCGGAGAACUUCGCCAAGGCUACGGACGCCAAGACGCGCGCGUGGUUCUGCGAGUCGUGCUCGAACCCGGCGCUCGAGAUCUGCGACCUCGAGGCCAUCACGACGCUCGCGCACGCCCAGAACGGCACGGGCCUGCCCGUGGUCGUCGACACGACGUUCUCGACGCCCUACCUCUGCAAGCCCUUCGAGUUCGGCGUCGACGUCAUCGUGUCGUCGCUCACGAAGUGGGUCGGCGGCCACGGCACGGCCAUCGGCGGCAUCAUCGUCGACUCGGGCCGCUUCAAGUGGGGCGCGGGCAACCACCCGCUCUUCGACGAGCCCGACAUGUCCUACGGCGGCGACGCGGGCCUGCGCUGGGGCCACGACCUGCCCGAGGGCCUCGCGCCGCUCGCGUACAAGCUCCGCGCGCUGACGGUGCCGCUCCGGAACCUCGGCGGCUGCAUCUCGCCGGACAACUCGUGGAUGGUGCUCCAGGGCAUCGAGACGCUCUCCCUGCGCAUGGAGCGCCACUGCGAGAACGCCAUGACGGUGGCCAAGCACCUCAAGAUGAACCCGAAGAUCGCCUGGGUCCGCUACCCCGGGCUCGUCGACGACCCGCAGUACCAGAAGGCGAAGAAGUACCUCAAGGGCAAGGGCGGCUCCAUGGUCGUCUUCGGCAUCAAGGCCCCCGACGGCAAGGUCGCGGGCUCCAAGUUCAUCGACUCGCUGGACCUCAUCUCGCACGUCGCGAACGUCGGCGACGCGCGGACCUUGGCGAUCCACCCGGCGACGACGACGCACAGCCAGAUGAACGCCGCGGCCCAGCUCGGCGCGGGCGUCAAGCCCGAGAUGGUCCGCCUCUCCGUCGGCCUCGAGACGGCCAAGGACAUCAUCGCCGACAUCGACCAGGCGCUCGCCAAGGCCGUCUAA
Molecule: messenger RNA, 1350 nt
Organism: Aureococcus anophagefferens
Lineage: Eukaryota; Pelagophyceae; Pelagomonadales; Pelagomonadaceae
Exons: 1
Coding region: 1-1350 (449 amino acids)
Biological process (GO): transsulfuration
Molecular function (GO): pyridoxal phosphate binding; transferase activity, transferring alkyl or aryl (other than methyl) groups
Source: RefSeq, a predicted model, not a curated record